This is a messenger RNA of Fukomys damarensis (Damara mole-rat), 504 nucleotides long. RefSeq names its product caspase-4-like. The record is from RefSeq and is a predicted model, not a curated record. The coding region runs from base 1 to 504 and encodes 167 amino acids. Gene Ontology annotation, biological process: proteolysis. Gene Ontology annotation, molecular function: cysteine-type endopeptidase activity; caspase binding. Gene Ontology annotation, cellular component: protein-containing complex. NCBI's taxonomy places the organism in Eukaryota, Metazoa, Chordata, Mammalia, Rodentia, Bathyergidae. The transcript has 3 exons.
AUGCCGCCUGAGGAGUUCCAGAAAGUGUGUAGAGAAAGGGUUGAAAAGAUCUAUCCAAUAAAGAACAAAAAUGAACACAUGUGCCAGGCUCUCAUCAUAUGCAAAAUAGUGCUUGAACACCUUUCUGCAAGGAAUGGGUAUGAACAUGACAUCACAGGGAUGAAGAAGUUGCUUGAGGGCCUCAACUACACUGUGGCUAUGAGAGACAACCUUACAGAAAGGCAUAAGUCUUCAGACAGCACAUUUUUAGAACUUAUGUCUCAUGGCAUUCUACAAGAAAUAUGUGAAACUAUGCAUGGUGACAAAAACCCCAAUGUGCUUCAAUAUGACACCAUCUUCAGCAUAUUCAACAAUCACAUUUUCCCUGGUCAAAGAGACAAACCCAAAGUCAUCACUGUAAAAACCUGCAGAGGUGGUGAGUUAUCAGACAGAAAAUCGCAUAGUUCUGAAGGGAUUUUCAGAGGAAUAGCAUACGUGAUGUACAUCAGUGAAAAACAACCAUAG